GCCACAGAAAUACCAUCUCUGUGAGUUUAUUAAAAGUUUGUUUAUUUCGUUUUUAGAGCCUCCAUAGAAGUAAAAACCAUUUACAAUGAAAGUAUUUAACUUAUAUAUCUUUGAUAAGUUUGGAACGUUAAUGUAUUAUGCCGAGUGGAAUCGCACCAAGAAAUCUGGAUUGACACAAGAGGAGGAGGCGAAACUGGCCUAUGGCAUGUUAUCUUCUUUAAAAUCUUUUGUUAGCAAACUAUCACCACAUGAUCCCCGGGAGGGAUUUCUUUACUAUAAAACCAAUAAGUAUGCUUUGCAUUAUUUGGAAACGCCUUCUGGUUUAAAAUUUGUUCUAAACACCGAUACAAAUGCGACAAAUGUAAAGGAACUAUUACAACAAAUCUAUAGCAAAAUUUGGGUUGAGUAUGUGGUGCGAGAUCCGCUGUGGACACCUGGAACUCCGGUCACAUCAGAAUUGUUUCAAACAAAAUUAGAUGAAUUCAUUAAACAAUCGCCAAUAUUCGGUUUAAGAAAUAUAUAAACACAAGUAAUUUAUAAAAUAGUA
Molecule: messenger RNA, 547 nt
Organism: Stomoxys calcitrans (stable fly)
Lineage: Eukaryota; Metazoa; Arthropoda; Insecta; Diptera; Muscidae
Gene: Bet5
Product: trafficking protein particle complex subunit 1
Exons: 3
Coding region: 86-523 (145 amino acids)
Biological process (GO): endoplasmic reticulum to Golgi vesicle-mediated transport
Cellular component (GO): TRAPP complex
Source: RefSeq, a predicted model, not a curated record